AUAUUGCAGCAUGCAACGUAAAAGGCUCAGUAUCUAUGUAGUUCUCGGGUUUGCUUAACGUUGUGAACGGUUUCCUUUUCAUCGAAGUGCAAAAUAUUAUUACACCUUUUCAAUAGUUACAGAAUAAUUUACGUUAUCACGAAUUCAUCACUUCAUGUGUUUAAUGUUCCGGAUGAGUGACAACCUGAAGAAUGAUGAAGGUUUUCGUACACAACGUCAAACAUACAAUUCACGACAGCCUGAGCCUCUUCAGGAAGAAGCUGAAAGCCCCACUCCCUGAAAGAGGAACCUUCAAGAACUGGUGGUCGUCUGUGUUGGCUCUUAUCAGCUACUCAGUCGGUCUAGGGGACUUUUGGAGAUUCCCAUAUCUUUGUUCAAAACAUCGCGGAGUAACAUUCCUGGUCCCGUAUUUCAUCGCUAUGAUCUGUAUCGGCGCGCCUCUCUACUUCUUGGAACUGGCCCUGGGACAGUACGUCAGUUUGGCGCCAACCCAGUUGUUUUCUUACUUGUGUCCUGCUUUAUCCGGCGUCGGCUACGGAAUGAUCCUGAUUCUCUUUGCUGUCGUGAUCUACUACAAUAUAGUGAUGGCCUGGACGCUCUUCUACCUGGGAGCCGGACUGAGCUUCAAGAAGCCGGAGCCCUGGGGCACGUGUGAAUACCAGUACAUGCCACAGAAUUGCUCAGCGGAACCUGGAGGGCGCCUGGUAGCUUCCAGAUAUUAUUUCGAACACAUCGUACUAAACCAACCAAUAGGCGAUGAGGUUGAGCUCGGAGCAAACGGCAUCCAAUCCAAGAUGGUUUUGGCCUUGGGAGUGGCGUGGUUACUCGUCUUUGUGUGCUUGGCGGGGGGUAUUAAGAGUACGAAGAACGUCUUGAUCUUCACUGUGUUCUGCCCUUACGUCAUCAUGGCUUGCAUCUGGGCUUGGACCGCUGACCAAUCGGAAGAUCGUAUGACCUACACGCUGCCAGACACCUUCUUACAACUCGACAUGAACUACCUUCUAACUGAGAUUAGUGUUUGGAACGAUGCAUCCACACAAGUGAUCUACUCCCUGGGCGUUGCCUAUGGGGGCAUUACCACGAUAGCCUCUUACAACAAAAUUGAUCAGAACAUUCUCAGAGACACCAUCAUCGUGUGCCUGUUCGAGGCCCUAACGUCAAUAGGUUGCGCAUACGUUGUCUUCAGCAUCUCCUACUACAUGUCUAAAGAGUUCCUGAUGGUCAGUGGUAACACUCCUGAGCUCGUCUUCGUCACCUUCCCUGCGGUGGUCUCCCGGAUGGGAUCUGGAGGGAUUUGGUCACUGCUCUUCUUCUUCAUGAUUUUCGCUCUGGGAUUUGACAGCCAGCUCAUGAUGGUGGAAGCGUUGACCACGGCCCUGUUCGACGAGUUCCACAUCUUACGACGGCGCUACGUCGCCGUCAUGGCGGCGUUCUGCUUCGUGCUGUUUCUCCUCGGGAUCCCGAUGACGCUGCCGGAGGGCAAGAAGAUCUUCGACAUGCUGAACGUUUACAGUAGCAGUCACUCCCUCCUGCUCCUCGGCUUCCUAGAAGUCGUGAUCGUCGCCUAUGUUUACGGUUUCAAGAAAUUCCUCGGAAUCAUCAAGGACGAACUUAGAGUCUGGGUACCAUCUCCACUAUAUUACUUCUGGGCAGUCACCUGGUUAUUACUUACGCCUCUGUCUCUUUUGAUUCUGCUGGGCUUCUCCAUCUAUGACGAAUACCAGAAAGUCUGGAAAGAAGAGGAGAGCUUCGACAAGCUCUUCUUGACCGGUAUUGCUCUGUCGUUCUCCGUCUUCUUCAUCGUUCCUCUGCGUGCUGUCUUUGUUUUCCUCAGGAGGUGGAUCAAGGGUGGCUUUCGGUGCAAGGAUACAUCCGAUAUUUGGAAGGCCACGUCCAAUUUCUGUCCGGAAUACGUCCGAAACGGGAGAGACCCCGAUAUCGUCAAUGCUCACCUUCCCGAGGGAGAGUUCACUUGCGUCGGAGUUUGAAGGUCCUUUGUGGAAGACUGUGACUGACGACCAAGUACAAAAUAGAAAUAAAUAAAUAGAUAAAAAAAAAAAGCCCAUCUGAGUCUAAGCGGUAUAAGCCAGCUCGAGCCUUCCUAUCGCCGAGGAAAAGCUUCAGCUGGGAUUAGAGUGGGUGAGGCAUGCAAUCUCAUCUCUUGUGAAAUUGCAAACUGAAAUUUCCCAUUCUUUAAGUUCACACUCCGAAGGGAAAACGGCCGCGAGCUAAGAAACAUAUUGAGAUACUGUUUACACUGAAUUCAGUCCAUUUUCGUCUAUCAAAAAUAUACCAAUAUUUUAAAGUUUCAUGACAAUACUCAGGUGUUGUUAAAUAAAGGAUCUCUGUGUGAAUUGGAAGCAUCUGGGCGACCUACUAACGACGUGAUAUCGGUGGUGCAAUUUAAAUACCAUUUUCUGAUUAAUCGAGUUUGUCUGAUAUUUUUGUAUACAUAUUUGUAGCAUAAUACCAUUUUGUAAAACUUGCUCUUAGUCACUCGCUUCUCAUAAAUAUUCCAUUAUGCAUUCCCUCAUACUUUCAUCAAACAUAAUCUCAUUGUUUAUUCAUUAUUAAUUUUAGGCUCAAGUGUCUAACUUAUCUCUCUCUCUCUCUCUCUCUCUCUCUCUCUCUCUCUCUCUCUCUCUCUCUCUCUCUCUCUCUAAGCAUUUUCCUUAAAUUCAGAUAAUUCUGAACCUACUGACUUUCCAGGAUUCUUCCAAUUUUGCUUCCAAAAGCAUUCUCUUUUCUUUUCUCUAUUUCGAUAUUCAGGCGUCCUGACACUCUCUCAUGCUCUGAUAUCAAACGCUUCAGUUAUCUUCAUAUCAGAUUCUGACACCUUCGGAUUAGACAAAGUUCCAGAAUGAUGACACUUCCUCGGAUUAGGCAAAGUUCCAGAAUGAUGACACUUCCUGAUUCCUUGCCAUUCAUUUGCUCACGCUCUUUGGGUCUUGGCUAAGUGCGGGGACACUGGGUUCCUGUCUAACUGGCCUUUGAUUCUUGAAUAAAUGUUAUUUUUUUGUUUAGUAAGCUGAAAAUUCAUUAAAAAAAAUGGAGGAAGGAGACAUAAUAUUUGGCUCCAAUAAAAACUGAAAUGAU
Molecule: messenger RNA, 3096 nt
Organism: Macrobrachium nipponense
Lineage: Eukaryota; Metazoa; Arthropoda; Malacostraca; Decapoda; Palaemonidae
Product: sodium-dependent proline transporter-like
Exons: 12
Coding region: 192-1988 (598 amino acids)
Biological process (GO): sodium ion transmembrane transport
Cellular component (GO): plasma membrane
Molecular function (GO): L-amino acid transmembrane transporter activity
Source: RefSeq, a predicted model, not a curated record